AUGGAAAUUCCAUGUGAAUUACAGAUAGAACCCAGUGGAGAUGUUAAUAUAAAAGCUGAUAACAUUCGCAAAUCUCGUAAGAGACGCCGUAGAACAAAAAAACAAGCCGCUCCAUCUCAGCCUUUGCAGAAUACCGAUGCUUCAGAAGCUCCAACUAAACUUCGUGUUCCUUUCGUGAAGAAAAUCAUAUUUGGUGAAGAUGGAGCAAUGCAGAAUUCUUACACUGCCGACAACUGGAAUGACGUUUCUGAUUGCACACGAAGAGCGAAAAAGCGUUCAGGCUAUGUCAGUUUUGCAAAUAUAUAUGCUGAAGAGAAAUUUGCUCCAUCGGAGUCCUUCACUUUGGAUGCUACAAACACUGGAUUACGAUGUAACGUCGUUGAGCGUGAAGACGCUGAAUUUAUUCAUGAAAUACCUGUUAAAUAUAAAAAAGAUCGAAACCUAGAAGUAGCGGUCUACAGUUUUCCUAAUGAUUAUGAAACUGUUGUAAAAUACUGGUACAUCACGUUGCAACAACUCCAUCACUUUACCGAGAUGAACGAAAAUCAAGUGCUGCAGGACAGUGAAAGCAUUACAUGUCCACAGGUUGAAGCAGAUAAUUCAUCUAUUGCACAUGAAUAUCCGAAAGACGAUGAGCUUACGACUGUAUAG
Messenger RNA from Trichobilharzia regenti, 651 nucleotides. NCBI's taxonomy places the organism in Eukaryota, Metazoa, Platyhelminthes, Trematoda, Strigeidida, Schistosomatidae. The record is from the annotation of a GenBank genome assembly.